Molecule: messenger RNA, 438 nt
Organism: Aspergillus pseudotamarii
Lineage: Eukaryota; Fungi; Ascomycota; Eurotiomycetes; Eurotiales; Aspergillaceae
Product: Endoribonuclease L-PSP/chorismate mutase-like protein
Exons: 2
Coding region: 1-438 (145 amino acids)
Source: RefSeq, a predicted model, not a curated record
AUGGCUUCCAUGAGAAAAUACGCUUACAAAGGCUGCGGCGAAGUCAACAAAACGAGUCACUGGUACUCCUCCGCCAUCCGAGUCGGGGACCAGAUCCACUGCGCCGGUCAAGGAAGCUUCUACAACGCAGACUUCAACAUUUCCAAGCUUGUAUCUGAGCAAAUCGACCAAGCCUUCGUGACCAUGGAUACCGCUCUCAAGCACACGGGUGCUAAGGGUUGGUCCCAGGCGUACAGAGUCAACUCUUACCACAUCCAAUUGGACCAGGAGGCACAGGACGCCAUGGUUCGGAGCUUCAAGAAGUGGAUGCCUGAUAACCAUCCCGUGUGGACUUGUGUGCAGAUCGGUCGUCUUGGUCAUGAUGCUACGAGAGUUGAGAUUGAGGUUUCGGCGUUUGGUCAUGAGGGUGCGAAGGAGGCUGGGACGAGUCGGGCUUGA